Lachancea mirantina is the source of this 1545-nucleotide messenger RNA. The record is from the annotation of a GenBank genome assembly. Lineage: Eukaryota; Fungi; Ascomycota; Saccharomycetes; Saccharomycetales; Saccharomycetaceae.
AUGUGCGGUAUACUAUGGCAUCAUUGUGCGAAUGCUUUUGCUGGCAAAGAAACCUUCCUCGAAUUCGAUGAGGACUCGUUGGCGAGAGGUAUCGACACGAGUAUAUUCGAUGAGCACCCGGUAUUCAAGGAACUCGUGCCCUAUGUCGCAGCGAGAGGACCCAAUUACGCAUCAUUUACAAGAUUCGGCGAUAAAAGUUGGUUUUCUGCUGUCCUGUCCUUGAGAGAGCCUCUCACCAAACAAUGUAUCGAUGUCGCUGACCGGUUCAUAUUACAGUACAACGGCGAAAUUUACAAUAUUGGCAAUUAUACUAACGAUACACAGUAUUUCGCUCAUCUUCUGUCUGUUACUGGAAACGUUGUCCAAGCCUUGCGGGAGCUAAGGGGUGAAUUUGCCUUUACGGUGUUUGACAAGGAGACCAACUGUUUAUAUUUUGGCCGUGAUUCCGUCGGGAAGAGAAGCUUGUCUUACAGAGUAACGCCCGGUAAGGAAUUAUAUGUUUCAAGUGUCAGUGGUUCGAGAGAUGGGUUCACUAAUUGCGAGGCAAACGCUAUCUACGUUUAUGAUACGCGCACCGGCAAUGUCAGAUGCGAUCAGACAAUUAGAUUAUCGCCUUACGAAGUGUCCAGAACAAGUGAUUCCUCCAUGGAGUAUUUGAGUGCAGCCACACAGGACCUAUUUGACGUUCUUAGCCGAGCUACAGGCUUGAGAAUUGAGUCGAUACAUCCGCUGCACAAGGAAAACAAACCGAUUGGCAUUUUAUUUUCUGGCGGUCUGGACUGCUCCGUAAUAGCAGCCUUGAUAUGUCGACAUCUUUCUAAGCGCAAAUGCAAUACAAAGGUAGAACUUUUAAAUGUAGGCUUUGAAAAUCCUAGAACGGGCCUAAAGCCCGGUGAGGUGCCCGAUAGACUUUUGGCCCGUCAGUCGACUUUCAAAUUGCGAGAACUUUUCCCAAAUAUUGAAAUAAUUCUGAUUGAGGUAGACGUUUCAUAUGAAGAGUUUUUAAACCAUCGAAAUGCUAUUAUCGAUCUCAUAUACCCAAAACAAACCGAGAUGGAUCUGUCCAUUGCAGCGGCAUUUUAUUUUGCAUCGCGUGGACGUGGAUUCAAACGUGUAGAAGGCGGUAUCACCGUUCCUUACGAAAGAUCUGGAAUUGUUCUCUUUAGCGGUCUUGGGGCAGACGAGCUUUAUGGAGGGUACCAUAAGCUGGCAAACAAAACAGAGGAACAGCGCUGCGCUGAGCUACAAAGUCAAAUCAGGAAUAUCCAUGAUAGGAAUCUCGAUAGAGAUGAUAAAAUCAUUUCCUCACAUGGCGUUGAGGUGAGGUAUCCUUUUUUAGAUGAAGAAGUCAUCGAGUUCUCAGUCAGGUUACCGAUCAAUUACAAGGUCAAUAAAUUGAUUUUGCGAAACAUGGCAUCGGAGUUGCUUGAUAUGGAAGACAUAAGCACAGAGCCAAAAAGAGCCAUUCAGUUUGGAGCAAAGAGUGCCAAAAUGACUAAAGAUGGGAACAAGCUUGGUACAGAUAUGCUGCGAGCUAUUGAUUGA